Molecule: messenger RNA, 561 nt
Organism: Symbiodinium necroappetens
Lineage: Eukaryota; Dinophyceae; Suessiales; Symbiodiniaceae
Source: the annotation of a GenBank genome assembly
GAUGACAUCGAGUUUGUUUUCCAGGAUGGCUGCGUCGACUGCGACCUACGCAAUCCCAUCGUGGCCAAGCAGGUGGAGCUCAUGAAGCAGUACUUCCCAGAGGAGAAGUUCAAGCAGUGGGCGGAGCCCUUGGGUGAGGAGACGGGCUGGCGACGGUAUGGCGGCUGGGAAAGAGCCAUCGAGUUUGCUCAGGAGGCGAUGACCAAGCAUGCUCCCAUUGACGGGCUCCUCGGCUUCAGCCAGGGGAGCAACCUCUCGCACCCCUUGGCCGCGCAAGCAGCCCUAGGUCAGGGUCAUCCGCUACACUGCGUAGUACACUUCUGCACGACCAAGCCCGGCUGGGUUGGACAGACUCCCGACCUUUUCGAGUACCAGCUACCCUUGCCGGCACUCAUCAUCGAGGGUAAAGUGGAUGAGACUGCCAAAGGCAGCGAUGAGGUAGCUUCGACUUACGAGCACCCCGUUCGACUUAGCCACAGCGAUGGCCAUCGGCCCUUUCCGAAGAAGCCCGACGAAGCCAAGAAGCUCGCAGAGGACAUCCACAGCUUUGCUCGGGCCUGA